GGCUUACUCUCAAUAUAUAUAUCCAACAGGGGAACUCUGCUACAUUGAUCUCUACGCGUACACAAAUCACUAAACAAUGGAGGAACAAAAACGGUUAAAUUGUUAUUCCCCAGGAAUUGGCAUUGGCUGAUUCUAGAACUGUGCGAAAAGUCACAGCCCUGCGCUGCCCGUCCGGGCCAGUUCCUUGCUGUCCAUACUUGUAUGGAUUUUAACAAGGGGCCCUACUCUUCUAUCCACCCACCCAGAUCUAUCGACCUGCCUCCAUAUCUGGUAUCAGGGUAUCGGUUGGUGGUGGUAGCAGAGUGUAGUAGUCCAGGCUGCAUCGUUCGCUGUUUCGCAGAGUCGUGUGCGCGUCCGGGCCAAAUCCUCUCUUCGCCCGGGCCGCACACGACGGCCUUCGCCUGUGCUAUUGCUAAGUGCGCGUGCGCUCUUCCUCACUCAAACCACUCUUUAGUUGCCUGAUCACAAUAACAAUAUAUGUAUAUAUCGAUGA
This is a messenger RNA of Hyphopichia burtonii NRRL Y-1933, 493 nucleotides long. RefSeq lists its product as uncharacterized. NCBI's taxonomy places the organism in Eukaryota, Fungi, Ascomycota, Pichiomycetes, Serinales, Debaryomycetaceae. The record is from RefSeq and is a predicted model, not a curated record. The coding region runs from base 202 to 462 and encodes 86 amino acids. The transcript has a single exon.